ACAGGGGAGGGCCCGUUCCAGACCCUGCAUUCCGGAGCGGACACUGUCGCGGGGAGAGGACUCUGCGCCGUCGCCCGGGAGCGCACCCCGUCCCCAACUCCACCGCCGGGAGCGCGCGCCCUGCGCCCGCCCUUUCCCGGGACGCGCAGUUUCCGUAGACCCCACGGGAGCACCACAUGCGCUCGCCCAGUGGGAGAACCUGGGACGCCGGCGCCCUCCCUGCCCUGACGGGAAAACAAUCGAGGAAGUAGCAGUUCCAUUAUUUAUUUUAAGGCCAUAGACAACCGCGAGACGUGAACCUGGUACCGAGCGCGGCAGAUAUCGCGAGACGGAAGGGGCCCGCUCCUCCCUGGGCCCAAUAAAACGGGCCUCGCGACAAGUGGAGAUCUCGCGAGAUCGACACCAGCGGCCUCUCUUGUCUCCUGACGGUGGUCGUGAGACGGAGCCUUUCCGGGACGAUGCCUUCCCCCUUCUCAGUCAGCUCUUUUCCCGUCAGCAUUCCCGCCGUGAUCACGCAGACAGACUGGACCGAGCCGUGGCUCCUGGGGCUGGCCGUCUUCCACACGCUCUGCCUGCUGCUCACGUGUUUCUCGUCCCGGAGGUAUGGACUGCAGGUCGGGCAUUUCCUGUGCCUAGUCACGUUAGUCUCCUGUGCCGAGUACAUCAAUGAAGCGGCCGCUGCAAAUUGGAGGUUAUUUUCAAAGUACCAGUAUUUCGAUUCAAGGGGGAUGUUCAUUUCUAUAGUAUUCUCCACACCGCUGCUGUGCAAUGCCAUGGUCAUCGUGGUUAUGUGGGUCCGGAAGACGCUGAGUGUGAUGGCUGACCUGAAGAGCCUGCGGAAGAGAAGAAGAGAAGGGAGGCGGGAAAGGAAAGAGGACUGACGGCAGCUGGCGUCCACGGCAGUUUUCCUCCCAUUGUCCCCACGUCUGUGACGAAGGGGGUUUUGUCGCAGCGUCCACACUGUGGAGCGCACCUCAGUUCUGGCUGUUAAACCUGAUGUCCACUGGGGUGUUCAGCGAACCCGGCCCCAGCCUUAGGGUGUUUGAGUCUUACCUAGUUACACCAUGGAAAUAUGGAAAUAAAUGGGUCUGUGCAGAGCCCUAUGAGAUUGGCCAAGUAGUCCAUUCCUGUAAGUAGUACUGAGUGUAACGUUCAGUCCAUAAAAGAUGCUACACUGAGCGUGAUCGAUGCUGCCGCCUCAACCUCGCACCGCUUUCCAUCUGCCCUUGACGAGGGUGGUGCUGCCUCCUGGGCAUGUGGCAAGGUUGGUACUGUGGGUUGUCACUGGAGGGGGUAUAGCUGGGAAUGCAGCUCGGUGGCCCCAAAUAGGAUGAUCUGACCCGAGAUGUCAGUAGUGCAGAGACCGGGAGACCCUAUUUAGGAGCCGCCUUUAAACGACCCCUUGGCAGCACGUUGAAAGGUCGUAUGUGAUCUCGACCCAGUGGUCAGGUUCCUGUGCAGCCUGGUCAUGGGCAUGUCACAAGGCUGUGCCCUGGGGCAGAGUCAGUAAGGGCUCCUUUGUUUCUUGCUGUGGUUACAGACAUUUGGCCAUAAUAGAGGCAUUAAGUCAGGACCCAUGGGAAGGGGGCUGAAUGAGCCCGUCAGCUUGUUCCUCAGGAUGCAAAACUAUUAACAAAUAUUCAGUGACUAGCUGUUUCAAUGAAUAGAUUUUGGUGACAAAUUGAUCAUAUCCCUUACUAAAUUCCACCUUUCUUUUAUAACAAUGUGGCCACUCAGGAUUAGUAAUGCCCUCAGUUUCGCUAGGACAGGGAUUUGCAGGUCCCCUUCAUAGACUAACGUCCAGGGCACUCCUGGAUCCUGCCAGGCCUGGAGCUGUGGCUUGGGAAAGGCAGGUGAGUAGAGAUGCAAAUUUUAAAAAAUGCAGUGUUCCAUAAAUUGUGAUUGGCUCUUGAUUUGGGUUUGAAAAAAAUUGUAAAGAGUUGUCUUUACAAAAAUUUUUUCCUCCUAAGUGAAACAUACUCUUCAAAUUUCAAAUAGAAAAAUAAAACUAUCCCUAUGAGAUCAUUUGUGUUUAGCAGUGUAAAGGUGACUCUUUGAUAUAUCACAAAAUUAAAUUCGGGAACCCGGAUGUGUUUCUAUAGAUGAUUGUAAACUCUUAAGUCGAGAACCUAAGUGAGUUGAUCUUGUAGAAUAUGUAUUGGAACUUUUAACCUGAACAUUUUUAAAUUCCCUUCUUGAUAUGUUAAAACUUUUGUAUUGAACAUAAAAAAUGACUUUAAAAAUAA
Messenger RNA from Manis javanica (Malayan pangolin), 2246 nucleotides. It is a transcript of the gene TMEM18, whose product is annotated as transmembrane protein 18. The record is from RefSeq and is a predicted model, not a curated record. Lineage: Eukaryota; Metazoa; Chordata; Mammalia; Pholidota; Manidae. Gene Ontology annotation, cellular component: nuclear membrane.